Messenger RNA from Paramecium pentaurelia, 534 nucleotides. The record is from the annotation of a GenBank genome assembly. NCBI's taxonomy places the organism in Eukaryota, Ciliophora, Oligohymenophorea, Peniculida, Parameciidae.
AUGGGUUCUCAUAUUUGCCAAAACAUUUAAGAGUCAAAAGAAGAUUAAAUAACUCUUCAGAAGAAAAUCUAAGUUAAUAUUUACAAACCUCCUUAAUUACAAAAACCAUAGCCAAUAAUCAAAUUACUGUUUCCAGAAGAAAAUAAUUAGAUUGAAAAAGAACGAAUGAAUUCUUUACCUAAAUAAAAUUCUUCAGACAAUACUCUUACUAAAUAAGAAUUUAACUAAAAUUAAUAAGGUCCUUUAGACAUUAAUUUAACAAAUGCCUUAAAUGAUCAAUUAGAUCUUCAAAAUAAUUCAAGAGAUGAUUCAAAUAGUGGAUUAUAAGAAGGUAAAUUUGUUUAUUAUUUAUUAUAUAUAGUUAAACAUAAAUCUAUUCUUAAAAACAAAGUAAUGGCUGGAUCAAAUUCUUCUAGUUCAAAUAAUGCUUAAAAAGACAAUGAAUCUGUUGGAUCAUAGAGAUCAAUUAAGAAAGUCACUUUCGAUAAAAAAUAAAAAGUUAUCUAUAGUAGUUUUAGAAAACCUAAAACAUGA